GCCUCCGAGAAGGGAGGGAAACUGCCCAGAAGUUUUCAACUGGGAAGUUUUGCUUUGCAGCUAGAUGGUUGGAGACAGCAUUUCAAAGCCUUGGGAAAUGCAAAGAAGGCAUUACUGUUGGGCUCUGACCCCUCACAUCUGAGCGAGGAUGACUUCCCUGGCGACUUGCAGUCCCUUUCGUGGCUGACCUCCGUGGACGUCCCUCGGCUGCAGCAGAUGACCAGCGAAAGGAUGGAUUUUGGCAUCGCUUCCCAGAAUGUGGCCCUGCAGCAGACAGGUGCCAUGCACACCUCGGGGCCCCCAAGAGCGACGCCUCACAUACAAGCCAGCGUGUCUCCAAAUAUUCUGGGACUUAACACCAUCUCGCCCCACGAAAGCGACAUCAGUCAGUACGUGGUGGGGGGGCAGCCGUCCCCCAGCCUUCAGCCGCAGCCGUCCCCGCUCUUCCCCCCUCCCUCCUGCCACACCCAGCAGAUCUUCACCAUCAUGCACAGCACGCAGCAGUGCAAUCCGGUGACCAUCUACAGCAGCUCUUACGGCGCCCACCCCCACUUCUCUCAGCCCCGCCUGGCUCCUCACGCGGCCCAAGAGCUGCACACCAAGCACUACCCCAAGCCCAUCUAUUCCUACAGCUGCCUGAUCGCCAUGGCCCUGAAGAACAGCAAGACCGGCAGCCUCCCCGUGAGCGAGAUCUACGGCUUCAUGAAGGAACACUUCCCCUAUUUUAAGACGGCCCCCGACGGCUGGAAGAACUCCGUGCGGCACAACCUGUCCCUGAACAAGUGCUUCGAGAAAGUGGAGAACAAGGCGAGCAGCUCCUCGCGCAAGGGCUGCCUCUGGGCCCUCAACCCUGCCAAGAUAGACAAGAUGGAGGAGGAGAUGCAGAAGUGGAAGCGGAAGGACCUGGCUGCCAUUCACAGGAGCAUGGCAAACCCAGAGGAACUGGACAAGCUGAUCACCGACCGCCCUGCCGGCUGCAGGAGGCCUGGCAAGCUGGCGGAGGCCGAAGCGUCCAUGGGCAGCCAUGGGGGCCACCUGCUGCAGGUGCAGCCCCAGGCGAUGGCGACACUCUCCUUGCAGUCCGUCCGGCUUCACCGGCAGAUCCAGCCCCAGGCGUGCUUGGCCCCAGACUCGCCGGCCCCUGCACAGACGCCCCCCCUUCACGCUCUGCCCAGCGUCCACCACAGCCCUCUCCCUCAGCACCUGGUGAGCCGGGGCUCCGAUUUUCUCAACGUGAUGACGGACCUGAACACGGAGGUGGAUGCCCUCGAUCCCAGCAUUAUGGACUUUGCGCUCCAAGGGAACCUUUGGGAGGAGAAGGAGGACGACAGCUUCAACCUGGAUGCCUUGGGGGCCUUCAGCAACUCUCCCCUGGCGCUCUCCGACUGCGACCUGGCGCCUGCCAGCCUGCCCCCUGCCCCCUGUGCCAGCGACCACUCCUUUGCAGACUUACAGGUGACGGGUCUGUACACAACCUAUGCCACGCUGGAUGCCGUCUCCCCCACACAGUACCGGAGCCCUCAAGGGAACAAACCCAUCGCUCUGCUCUGAAAGCCCCACGACGCUUGGACUGGGCCACCUUGUCCUGCUCGCACUCCCCCCUCCUCUUCCUCCACCCCCCCCGACAAAUGAGUGCCAGGCCUUGUGGGGGCCACGCUGAGUGUGCGCAGACCAGUCCUCCUCCAUUUUCAGCCCAUCAACCAAUGUUGUACCUUAUGGUCUCGAGAACGCUAAUCGAAAGCAGACCGCAGGCAUAGGACGAAGCCCGCCUUUUAUUAAGGAAUCUGGUGGGAGUGAGCAGCUUUGACACAGACCUGAUUUUGUUACCCGACUGGUAGGAAGCAUGCAGCUUGCUUCUCCAUCAAAACCUAGAUAAAAUUUUAAUUUAUUGUAGGGGUUUUGGAGAUAGGGGGAGAGAAGGCAGCAAGGGGGAAAAAAGGAGCUAUUCUCAGAACAGCUAAAUCAAAAGGGAAUACAAAAUUUAAAUUAACUUGAUCCAAAGGAGGAAAUACACACUCUCCUCCCCAUGUGCUCAUAAUUGCCCUUUAUUUAGGUGCCUGAUGGCCUCUGAGCUACUGUAUUUUUCGGAGUAUAAGACACUCCGGACUAUAAAACCUUUUUUGGUGAGGAAAACAAGAAAAAGCAAGCUGCCUCCUAGCAAUUUUGCCUCGUUGCAGCAAACAGCAAAUAGCCUGCUUUACUUUCAUUUUCGUUUUCAGCAUAGCUUGAGUAGCACAAGAAAAAAAAAAUCUGCUCCCAGCAAUUUACCUCCUUGCAGGGAGCAGCAGAGGCCCUCGCAGCAAUAGGCAAUGUCAAUCCCUGCAGCCUGAAACAGCUGAGAGUCAGAAGGCCGAUCCAAGGAACAAUCAAUUUGUGCUAAUUAGGCUGUGCUGAAGCUGAAAUUCUGCUUCCUGCUUGCUGCAAGGAGGUAAAUUGCUGGGAGGCAGAGGCCAAAGGGUGGGGGCCAGUGAGUGGGCGGGGCUCCCCAUUCGGUGUAUAAAACGCACCCAAAUUUUCAUCCCCUUUUAGGGGGGAAAAAGGUGCAUCUUAUACGCCGAAAAAUACGGUAAUCAAAGCACCCAUUGCUCAAUGUCCCUAUCAGAAGAUGGUUUCUUGCGCUUUAGAUCAGCCGGCCCCUUCCUUUUACUGCUUUCACAGGGACACUUGGGGUGUGUGUGUGAGGGGGGCUUGGUCUUGGCUAUGCCCCUGACUUUGUGUCUUUGUUAAGCUCUUACUUGUUCUCUCUUCCUACUGGUAAGUACUGUGAAAUAGUUCCGAGCCCCUUUAAGCUCCAGUUGCUGAUCGCUGCUGCUCUUCCUCCAGAGGUACUUCGGGAUCUUUUCUUCAGAUUCACACCUGAAUUGUCUACCUCCCAAAAUCAUCUUUCCAGGCCUCGGACGUUCUGCGCGAGAGAUAAAUUUUAGUCCCAGACAUACUGACUCAGUCCGUCUUCCCUCGCAGGAGCUGAAUCCUGCAAACCAUUAACCCGGUUUGGUGCUUUGACAGCAAAGAUUUCAGACUGUGAGAAGGGGAUGUUUUUAAUAGCUAGAGCAGAAAAGGGCCUGGGCUCCAGGACAAAUAAUGUACUAAAUGAGAUUUUUAAAAAAAACCUUGAAUAGAUUAUUAGGAUUGAGUUUACCACAGAUUUUUGAGGAAAAAAAAUUACUAGAGUUUAGGAUUAGGAGGUCUGUUGAUUCUCGGGCUAAGCAGUAUUACUGUUUGUAAAUUUUAUUUAUAAUUUAUUUUUAUGAAAACAAAAAGGGGAUUUUUAUGCUCAGCACUGACUUUUGAAAAACACUGUAAUAUUUUUUUACUUAAUUAUUCAAACUGCAGCAAACUGUUUUAAAAAUCACCAAGAUACUUUGGACGUUUUUAAACUACACUUUCAAGAGAAGCACUUUGGAUGUACUUACUGCAGACGUAACAUUUUCUCUGAAAGAUCAAACCUCGUUUCAGCCAGAAAACUUUUCUACAACGGACAUAAAAAGGUUAUUUUAUUUUUGUUUGCAGCUCAGCCCUGAAUGUUUACUUAGAAAUAUAUCAUGCAGCAA
Molecule: messenger RNA, 3551 nt
Organism: Pantherophis guttatus
Lineage: Eukaryota; Metazoa; Chordata; Lepidosauria; Squamata; Colubridae
Source: RefSeq, a predicted model, not a curated record